Molecule: messenger RNA, 1324 nt
Organism: Owenia fusiformis
Lineage: Eukaryota; Metazoa; Annelida; Polychaeta; Sabellida; Oweniidae
Source: the annotation of a GenBank genome assembly
GUCUAAAGGGAAACUAGUAGCAAAUGAAAAUGUUUCGACAGUUUGCAAUACUCGGUCUUUUCGUAUAUCUGGGAAAGACGGAUAGCCAUGCCUCAAAUUCAGAUACGUCUACGCUUCAAAGUUGCGUUUUAAAGUGCCUCGGAAAUGACAUUUUUGGCUGCAUUAGCGAGCCUGAAGUUGACAGCCACAAGGCGUAUUUUAUGAACACUCUUAUUGACAAUUGCUUCCCGGAAAGUGACAUCGGGCAGUGUUUUGAAGAUACUUUCCUGCAGGAGGCGGGAACAUGGUGUGAACAUUUACGGGAACGUGAUGAUAUCGCAAAUCAAAUCAAUACAUGUUAUACGGAUUGCAGCGCCAACCCUAUUAGUGUUCCGCGACAAAAUGCAGUUGAAUUCGAGACAGAAUUCAAGCCAAUGGAGUUGACAUCUGAAUUCGAGUCCGAGCGCAGUGAAUAUGUGGCCCCGCAGCUGGAAGGGAUUUGCAAAGAUUCCCGUUUCAGGGGAUUUCUAUGCAGCGAAGUAAUGGCGAAUGCAACCACUGCUGGGAACUCGCUGUGUAGACCGGAUCACCGAUGCGGGUUUCACGAAGAGGCCUACUACUGGUGCUUCACGACCCUCGAUGACGACUGGGACUAUUGUUGCACAGGUGCUUGCGACUACCACGCUGAAGAUUUCCUCCAUUGCGAAUCGGGGUCUGAGUGGCAGUUUUGUGGCGACGCAGGUACAGUUACGACAGGACACAGGCAAGACAACGUCCCCUACAACUGUAGAAGCGACCAUCCGUGUGGACUCCACCGUGAUACUGGGGAUUUUAAUUAUUAUUGGUGUUUCGUAGAUAGUACAUCGUGGGACUAUUGUUGUAGUCCCCGGGAGUAUGACCACUUAUGCGACUUUAAUCGGGGCGCCCCCUAUAGAUGGUGCAAAUACACAUAUCAUCGUGAUUACAUCUUGAACGAGUGGGCAUUUUGCACCCCGAUGAGUAAUAGUUCUACAACAGUCUGAGAAGGGACGAAUAAAGCUGCCUUAUCCUUGUGUGAACUUAUUUUCAACCCAUAUUAAUUUAAGGUCAAAUAUGAUGACAAAAUUUGAUAAAUUUAUUCAUGAAUUAAAUGUACCAGCUUUGAUAAGUAGCAUGUGUUAAAUCAUGUAACUAAAUGUGUUUAAUUUUUACGAACUAAUUUGACAAAGUGCACCUUUAAGCUAAUAGUAACUUAAUAUCAUUGGAAAUACAUUACACUAUGAUAUACAUUUAUCACUUUCUGUUUGUGAAUAUAAAAAAACAUAUUUGAAAAAGUAAUAUAAAUAAUAUGAUUCUCAAAUUAUCC